Molecule: messenger RNA, 741 nt
Organism: Dichotomopilus funicola
Lineage: Eukaryota; Fungi; Ascomycota; Sordariomycetes; Sordariales; Chaetomiaceae
Exons: 2
Coding region: 1-741 (246 amino acids)
Source: RefSeq, a predicted model, not a curated record
AUGCCACCGACCAAAACUCUGCGGGUCGAACCCGUCAUCUACCGCGACCCCGGCUUCCGCAUCACCACGAGCUGCACCGAGCCGGGCUUCAUCGCGAAGAGCGGCCCCCGCAACAACCACACCGUCAAGGACUUCGAAGCCCUCGACCAAACCCAGCCCCACAUCCACUGGAAGGCGCACAACCCUUCCUUCCUGAUCGAGCCCCAGGACGUCGUCGGCAUCCGGCAGCGCAUGCGCCCUAUCGUCGUGACCCUCGACGGGGUCUGCAAUGAAGACGCCGACCCGGGCAGCCGGGCCGUGUACGACCGCCCUUUCCACGCCGCCAUCGAGAUCUGGUAUGACGGCCGCCAGAAACAGCUGAUGCAGCCGACGCGUGUGGUGCGCCAGAUGCCGCAUUGGACUCGGGCCAGUCGCGCCGAUGACGGGACGGAGAGGGUCCUUUUCUUGUUUGACGAGGUUUGGGUGGAUAAGCCGGGAAAGUUUACUUUUCGGGUGAAUAUUUAUCUCCCGACUUCAGACUUGGACAAAAAGCCGUGGUGCAGAACCCUGUUCAGUCCUCGCGUUACGGUGACCAAGGAUAAGGUGAGGAUGGAGAAGGGUCCGACGGAGGCCACCGAAUUCGAGAAACUGGUGUGCGAGAAGCUGGCUAUCAGCCACGAAGCACCCGAGGUAGUCCCGUUUCUGGCCUUUUGGGAUGAAAUCCUGGACGCCUGUGAUAACUCUGAGGUUCUUUUGAGUUGA